This is a messenger RNA of Theobroma cacao (cacao), 854 nucleotides long. The record is from RefSeq and is a predicted model, not a curated record. NCBI's taxonomy places the organism in Eukaryota, Viridiplantae, Streptophyta, Magnoliopsida, Malvales, Malvaceae.
UGAAUAAUAUAAAAUGAAGUCAUUUUCAAGUAUCUAGAAGUAAUCAAAAGAGUCACGACCAUCUCAAGGAACGUAACGUGAAAGGGUGUUGGAUGGCGGGCAAGAAGGAUAUGCAUGCUUGCUUGUUGGACAGUUCUUUGACCUGAAGGCCAAAUCGAAUCUAUUGAAUCCUUUCCUCUUUGCUAAGAUCCUUCAAAUUCCAUGGAAACAUUUCUUGUUUUCUGACUUUUGCAAUACUGAUACUACUUCUGACUGGUGUCUUGAGCCAUUCCAAGUUCGAGUUCAUCAACUGCUGCACUGGUUAUAUCUUGGUUUAAAAUUUGCAGGAGGAGGAAUGGAAAUCUUAAGAGGUUUUUGGAACAGUCCUAUAGGUCCCAAAACAACUCAUUUCUGGGGACCUGUUUUCAACUGGAGCAUCCCUAUUGCAGCGCUUUUAGACACAAAGAAACCCCCGGAAAUGAUAUCUGGCAACAUGACUGCAGGUCUGCAAAAAUUCAUGUGCGGUUAUUCUGCAUUGUUCAUGAGGUUUGCAUGGAUGGUACAGCCACGUAACCUCCAUCUUCUCGUAUGUCAUGCCUCGAACGAGACUGUGCAGCUGUAUCAGCUCUCUCGUUGGAUCAAGGCUCAAGAGUAUUUCCUGAAGAAAGAGGAAGCUGAGACACAAGGCAGCAAAGAUUAAUACUAUAAGAAUGAACUAAUGAUCCUUUCAGCUUGAUCCUCAAUAAACUCUAUUGUAAAAUUUGCUUCUUUCCUCAUCAAAUAUUUGGCAUGAUACUUGAUUGUUUACAUAUAAACUAAGAAAAAGGGGCAAUUUUCUUUUACAAAGAAUAGAACUUCAUCAUGCAUUUCAUUUC